Molecule: messenger RNA, 2501 nt
Organism: Aquila chrysaetos chrysaetos
Lineage: Eukaryota; Metazoa; Chordata; Aves; Accipitriformes; Accipitridae
Gene: MLX
Product: MAX dimerization protein MLX
Exons: 8
Coding region: 53-790 (245 amino acids)
Biological process (GO): regulation of transcription by RNA polymerase II
Cellular component (GO): nucleus
Molecular function (GO): protein dimerization activity; RNA polymerase II cis-regulatory region sequence-specific DNA binding; DNA-binding transcription factor activity, RNA polymerase II-specific
Source: RefSeq, a predicted model, not a curated record
CUGCUUUUCCCGUCGGCCCCCGCGGCGGUCACAUGACCGGGGCGGGCGGAAGAUGGCGGAGCCGCCCGGCGCCGCGGCCGAGGACUCGUGGGGGAAGGUGGACGCUGCCUACAGCGACAAUGGCCUGGACUCAGCGCUCUUUAUGGAAAACGCGAGGAAAGGAAGCAUAGUGUCACGAGCCAACAGUAUCGGCUCCACCAGUGCCUCUUCUGUCCCCAAUACAGAUGAUGAGGACAGCGAUUAUCACCAGGAGACCUACAAGGAGUCGUACAAGGACCGGCGCAGGCGGGCGCACACCCAGGCGGAGCAGAAGAGGCGAGACGCCAUCAAGAAAGGCUAUGAUGACUUGCAGGCCAUUGUUCCUACCUGUGAGCAGCAGGAUUUCUCCAUAGGCUCCCAGAAGCUCAGCAAGGCCAUCGUCCUCCAGAAAACCAUUGACUACAUCCAGUUCCUGCAUAAGGAAAAGAAGAAGCAAGAGGAGGAAGUUUCUACCCUCAGGAAAGACGUAAUGGCCUUGAAGAUCAUGAAAGUGAACUACGAGCAGAUUGUGAAAGCUCAUCAGGACAACCCAAACGAGGGGAAGGACCAGGUCUCUGAUGAGGUGAAGUUCAAUGUUUUCCAAGGCAUUAUGGAUUCCUUGUUCCAGUCCUUUAACGCCUCCAUCUCAGUAACGAGUUUUCAGGAGCUCUCGGCAUGCGUCUUCAGCUGGAUUGAGGAGCACUGCAAACCCCAGACGCUGCGGGACAUUGUGAUCGGGGUCCUGCACCAACUGAAGAGUCAGCUCUACUGAGCCUUCCCCUUGCAGUGCCAGCAGCGCCGGGGCUGCCGCCGCCUCUACACCCACGGGGACGGGGCACCUCCUGCCCGGGGGCCUGGGUGAUGGGUGCCAGGAAGGGCUGGGCCAUCUCCCUCAUGGCUGUUCUUAAAGCUUCUCUGAAUUAUUUAUUGUAUUAACUACGAAACCAAAACGAGGCUGUGCAGACACCUCUGCUCCACAGGUACUGUCACAGUUGAUAUUACCAAAUAUUUGUAGGGACUUAGCAAAGAGAGGAAAAAAAAGCGUGUAUUGAGUAGAGGUCUUUUAUGGUGCCAGAGAGUCUUUAGCUCAGGCAGGCACGGUGGGGUCUGCCUGUGUCACUGACUCUCCACUGCGAAGCAGAUCUGCUUUGUAACCUCAGGCCUCUGACACAACCCCUUCUGAUCCUGGGGGAGGGGGAAUGAAACAAGAAUGGAUGCUAAAAGCUGUUGGUUUCUGUAAAAACAGACUAUAAAUAGGCUUCUCCUGUAACUGCAGGCUUUCUUGUACCUCCCUCUGAACCAGCUCUUACAGGGCAGGGUUUUUAAGUUAAGUUGUGUAGAUGCUUUGGAGAAGCUGGCAGAGCUGGUUGAAGGAUGAGCCCCUCACCACCAGGGAGACCCUUACUCAGCACAGCCACAACCUCCCUGGUGCAGGGCUGGCAGCACGGGCUGGGGAUUGCUAAAACCUGACCUCUUCUGCUGUAGCUGUAGUUCCCCUGAAAGGGAGAUGGGAGUGAGCUUUCUGUGCCGGCUUUUCCUGAGCGAGUGCUGAAACGUGUGUGGCUUCAUGUCUUUGGGUUUUGAUGUGGCCGUACUGAACAGGAAAGCAGUUCAGCAGCUGUAGGACAGCACUGCCACAAGCUCACGCUGCUCCUCCUUAGAACUUUUAUAUACGCACAUGUAUACAUAAUCAGCCUUGAUUUGAUUUUAUUUUUUUUGUUUUUAUAAAUCACUGAAAUCAUCCUGAAGUAUUAUCAGUGUCAGCUUUGCAGACAGAUGCUCUCUGGAACACUUUUUAACCUGUCACAUGCUGCUGCUGUCAGUAUGGUUCAUGGCUCUGGCCAACACAAAUACAUUGUGGCAUGGUGUAGCCAUUGCCCAGGCCAUGGUUGUUCACCGCACAGAGCGAUUGUAUCAGGGUCUUCCCGCAUGGUGAUGCUGGCAGCAGUAUUUGUUCUCUGUAAUCAUGUUCGUGCUCCCGCUCCAGGGUAGUGGAUAUUUAUUUUUACACUGUUUUUCCACUGUCGAUGAGGUAGCACUUGGCUCCAGGUUACAUGGUUUGAAUGCUGCAGCAUGAGAAUGUUUAAAGCUACUGCUCCACUUCAUUUAGUAGUGGAGAACCCACUCGGGGGUAUGAUUUCUAUACAGAAUUAUUCUUCAAACCCUGCCUUUGGGUGUCCUUUCCAAGGCAAUGCAAAGAGUCAAACCCUGCGGUGAUGCACAUCACUGAUAAAGCAUGCACGGGGUCAGCUGUGUCCAGCCUGGAAGAUGUUGCUUUGUGAUGAAAAAAAUCCUCUGUUGUAGGUGAGCAGGUUAGGGUUAGGGCUCUGCAGCUGAACAAGGGGCACAGACUGAACCCCUGGAGAUGUUCUGCCAGAAGCUGCCUUGGGAGGAGGACAUGGAGUUUUACAGACCUCACAUGUGAAAGCGACAUAUUUUUCUAUUGUGAAAAAUAAUUAAAUAAAUUUUGCUGAAUGGUUUAA